Penicillium verhagenii is the source of this 1248-nucleotide messenger RNA. RefSeq names its product FAD-dependent oxidoreductase. The transcript has 3 exons. Bases 1 to 1248 code for a protein of 415 amino acids. Lineage: Eukaryota; Fungi; Ascomycota; Eurotiomycetes; Eurotiales; Aspergillaceae. The record is from RefSeq and is a predicted model, not a curated record. Gene Ontology annotation, molecular function: FAD binding; monooxygenase activity.
AUGCCCUCCUACUGCGCCUCCUGCAAGCUCCACGUCGCCAUAAUAGGCGGGGGAAUCGCCGGCCUCGCCGCCGCUGCAUUUCUCCGGAAAAAUCAAGACUACAGCAUCACCGUCUACGAGCGUCGGGGCCCAGACUCACGGGAAACGUCUGCAGGAUUCGGACUUGGUGUCAACGGUAUUUCUAUUGUCAGGCAGCUCGGGAUCGAUAGGGAGGAAAUCCGCGCGGUGGUCAAUGCCGGGUACCGUACAUACAAUAUCCAUGAGGAGGAAAUGAGCAAGUCACUCAUACCUGUUGGGCCAGAUGGAGAGCCGAGUAUGUGGCUUGUGUAUCGGCAGGAUCUGAAGGAUGCGUUGAUGCGACGGGUGACAGGUGUGGAUGGGGAAGGAGAGGCUAUCGAGAUUGUAUACAACUCCCACGCCGUGAGCGUUGACCCGGAGGCUGGAAUCAUUGGAUUUGCAGAUGGAAGCUUUGUCGAGGCUGAUCUGGUUAUCGGCGCCGAUGGCAUUCGUUCAACGGUCCGCGCAGCUGUAAUCCCGGCUUCACAUCCAGAACCCACGCCAUCCGGUCUUUCGAUGUAUCGGUUCGUCGUUCCAAUGGAUGUCGUCAAGAGCGUCAUAUUGGCACAAGGAGAUAUGCCAGCUAUGUACAACUACGACGACGGGACCUUCAUAGCAAUCAUAGCCGCCGGCGAUAAGGGCAAUCGCAACAUAAUCAUGUACCCCUGCCAGGGACACGGGCUGCUGAACUUUGUCUGUGCGGUCCCGGAUUCCACUCUCAAGAAUCCGGCCAAGUUGGAAUACUCUUGGAACGCCGAGGGAACUGUACAGGAGUUGUUGGAUGAGAUGCACGAUUUCCCCAAGUGGCUGAAACAAGUCUUCAGUCAAGUCCCGCAAGUGGCUCUAUUCCAGGUCCGGGACCAGGAGCCUUUACCCACGUACUUCAAAGGCCGGGCCGUUCUCAUCGGCGACGCUGCUCAUGCCAUGGUGCCUUAUCAAGCCCAAGGAACCAAUCAGGCUCUCGAGGACGUUGAGGGCCUCAAUGUUCUAUUUGAAAAUUCCUGUGACCGUGACAGUGUUCCGGGUAUCUUGAAGGUCUGGGAUAGUAUUCGCCGGCCGCGGGCAUCGGCUGUUCAGGCGGGUUCGAGGGCAGCUCAGGGUAAAGUUGCGACGAAGAAUGCAAGUUCCGCCAUUCUGUCGGUAAAGGCUUAUGUGGGUAUGAAAGAAGCACUUGAGGAGUUGAAGGCGUAA